This is a messenger RNA of Darwinula stevensoni, 1167 nucleotides long. The record is from the annotation of a GenBank genome assembly. Lineage: Eukaryota; Metazoa; Arthropoda; Ostracoda; Podocopida; Darwinulidae.
AUGAUGACGAGGAAAUGGGACGACGAAGAGCUGAACCUGAGGGUCUGGGAGAAAGGAGAACGGAUUUCGGUGAAUGAUCCCCGCCUGCUGCAAUACAUCAGGGACCAGGUUCUCAUUCCACCUCUUUCCAGGGAUGUGCCCUACAAGCUCGCAGACCCGAGGAAACAGCACUUCUCGCAGUCUCAGGAGCAGAUAAUUUUCCUAAAUGAAUCCUUUGGCGACUCGAUGACUUUAUUUGGAGGGAAAGCAGUUGGAGAGAUGAUACCUGGAAAACAGGGAAACAAUGAGGUACGGAAUCUCGUCUGUUUCCCGUUGGAGUCACUCCUCGGAGCCAUCGGUCAACAUAAUGUAGACUUCUUCAGUUUGGACAUUGAGGGACUGGAUUACGAUGUCCUCAGCAACAUUCCUUGGGAUAUACUAAAUAUUCAAGUUUUCAUUAAUUGCAUCCUACUACUGUGCCUGGGAACGAUCCUCGGUUUCUUCCUCAUCUCGUACCAGCUCGAUAACGAUCAAGUGGAAAGCGCGAAUGGAUACUUCAAAACACGGUAUUUCUUCUUCCGGGACUGGAUUUCCUCAUUAACAGAGGUGCAGGUGGAGAAAUGGAACGAAGAGGAGCUGCGUGCGAGAAUCGUGGAGAAUAAAGAAAUAAUUUGGGGGAAUGAUUCCCGGCUUCUGCAAUACAUCAGGGACCAUGUUCUCAUUCCACCUUCAUCCAGGGAUGUCCCUUAUGACCUUGACGAUCCCAAAAAGCUUCACUACUCCCAGACAGGCGACCAAACUCGUUACCUCAAGAAAUCAUUUGAAAACUUUAUCGGAGGAUUCUUCAUCGAAGCAGGAGCCUAUGGUGGGGAGCGUUUUUCUAAUACCCUCUGGCUCGAAAAGGAAAAAAAUUGGACUGGUCUUCUCAUUGAACCAGAAUCUAACAAUUUUGAGACUUUGAAACGAAAGCAGAGAAAAUCGUGGCUGGCGCAUUCCUGCCUCAGUCCCAACCCUUAUCCCCAAAUGGUAUUACUUGCUCUUCCCCCCCCCCCCCACUCACCCGACAAAAAGGUUCUGAUGGUGGAAACCAACAAAGGAAAGAGGAAUGAGAUCCUGAAGUUCAUGAAAGACAAGAAGUAUCGGCAUGUGGAAAAGAUCAGUUACGACGACAUUUUCGAGAAACCAUGA